AUGUCUUCCACUAGGCCAACCUACCACAUUCCCUUCCCAAAAGACUUUCUCGCUGUCAACACCCCCAUCAAGAAAGCCACUCCCGCUCCAGCUGCCGCCGAGCCCGUCGUGUCUGCUCACGGGUUUCUUUCCAACCGACCGGCUAGCGGACGUCACCAGUCCAUUUCGUCCGUCUCCAGCCUGUCCAGUGUCACAGCCCCCUCCGAGGCUAGCACUAUCAGCCCGCCAUCUUCGCCCGCAACAAACACUUUCCAUUCGCCAAUCUUUGGCCCUAAGAUAUUCGCUCCUCUUGCGGUUAAUGCAAAGUAUGCGCCGCCGGCGGGCGGUCUUAAGGAGAUGAGCGCUGCCGAGCGCCAGAGGCGGAUGAGCUUUGAGCGAUCGGCUUUCCUGUCCAACAUCUACUAG
This is a messenger RNA of Exserohilum turcica Et28A, 405 nucleotides long. RefSeq lists its product as uncharacterized. The transcript has a single exon. Bases 1 to 405 code for a protein of 134 amino acids. NCBI's taxonomy places the organism in Eukaryota, Fungi, Ascomycota, Dothideomycetes, Pleosporales, Pleosporaceae. The record is from RefSeq and is a predicted model, not a curated record.